AUGACAAAGCUCAGCACAACCUCAGUUUCGCUCGCCGUCACACCCACUGUCGUGGCGACACUGUUCUCUCAUUAUCUCAAUAGGGAACCUCUCAGGGAGAAGCCAACAGCGCACCUCUCCUACGACGAAGGCCUACGCUUGAUUCGAACGUUCCUACAGCAUGCCUCUCGCCACACCGUCGAAGAUCUGCAGGCAUUCUCUGGCCAAUGGGUGCCCUCACCUCAAUGGGUGAAGCUCGAGAAUGUCAAGAUACCGGAAGAACAGCUGUCGCGGUCCGCUGAAUUGAUCAACGAGGAGCUUGGUGAGGAGGGCCGCGCCUUGGUCGGAGGCAGCCUUUGGUGGCAAUGGCGCAGACCAAAGAAGCCCCUCGAGGCUGAAUGGAUUGAGAUGCGCGCCCACGCGAAUGAGAGAAAGAAAGCUGGCAACCCAGGUGAACGCGUCAUUCUGUACUUCCACGGCGGCGGCUAUUAUUUCGGCAGCGUAGACGAGCACCGCUACCAGAUGCAGCGUCAUGCGCGCAAGCUAAAGGCCAGGGUGCUUGCACCGAGAUAUCGACUGGCGCCACAGUUCCCCUUUCCCUGCGGUCUACAAGACUGUCUGGCCGCGUAUCUGCACUUGCUGUCGUCCCAGGACCCCAGCACUAUCAUCUUAGCCGGUGACUCUGCCGGCGGUGGCAUGGCCACGGCCGUUUUGCUGAUUCUACGCAACCAAGGCUUGCCGCUUCCAGCUGGUGCUAUCCUCAUCAGUCCUUGGGUAGACCUGACACACUCGUUCCCGAGUAUUGCUGGUGAUGCCCCAAUGGACUAUAUUCCUGCAAAUGGAUUUCACCACAGACCCUCCAAGGCAUGGCCUCCGCCAAACGAUGACGACAUUGCCGAAAUCAAGCGAGAAGCGCACCAGCUGAAGCGCGUGCGCACGGGAACUACUGAGGCUCAAGAUGCCAAAUCUAAACCCACACCAGAAUUUGAGCACAAACCUGAUGAACGGCAGUAUAUCAAGCUCGAUAUCGAUGGGCAGCCAGUCACCGUCAAGGACCAGAUCCAGCUCUAUACCACCAACGCACUUCUGUCCCAUCCUCUUGUUAGCCCAGUGCUGCAAGCCAGUCUCGGCGGGCUCCCCCCAUUACUCAUCAUGGUCGGUGGCGGAGAGAUCUUGCGUGACGAGCAAAUUUACCUGGCUCACAAGUGUGCCAACCCUCAGAAAUAUGCACCUCCGGCUGAGAGGUUAUCAGCCAGAGAAAAGGAGCAGCUCGCCAAAUUCAAGCCUACUGACGUGCAGCUGCAAGUCUGGGACGACCUAUGUCACGUUGCCCCCACACUGAGCUUCACCAAACCGGCAAAGUUCAUGUACCGGUCAAUCGCGCAGUUCGGCGCGUGGCUGCUUGCAAGAGCCCAACACCGUGGAAUCGACAUUAUGGACGAUGAUCGGAUCUCUGUCAUUACUUCCACAGACUCUGAUACUCAAGAGGGCAAUGGUGACGGAAGAGAAGACGAAGAAAGACGCGAGAAGGAGGAUACCGCUGAGGCUACACCUGGGCAAGUUGGUAAAGCUGGUGACCCCCUUCCACCGUUCAAGAAUCAUAUGAUUCGACAACGAGUGACUCGCCAUGGCGUAACUCUUCCCCUUGCGCCAGAGAAGGAGCUGCAGGCUUGUACAAUGGAACCGGCAGAGGUUGGAGUGUUCAAAGCAGGAACAGCAAAGAAGUGGCUUGCUACUCGUCGCGAAUACGACACCAAAUACGCUCGUGCCAAGGCAAAGGUUCACAGGCAGCUGGUCAGCGAUCUCGCUACCGGUUUUCAAGACUUUGGCCCCGGCGAACUCCCACCACCGGCAGCUCUAGCAGGUCGACGCAAGCUCGAAUCCCACAUGGUCGAGACCAAGAAGAAGAGAAGCUUUGGUCUAUCUCUCUGGUCACUGUGGGGAUCCAAGCAUGACGAGGAAACAAUGGAGCGAGAGGAGCACGCCGACCAACGGCCUGAGAUUGAAGUUGUCGAAGAAGAUGCUGGAGGUCGCGUUUCUCAUAGAGAGCUAGACGACGAACAGCGAAAGCCAGUGCAGAGCCCUGGUGACUUCACAAGUCGAAGCCGGUCUCGUCGCAGAACCGUUGUUGACGAACAUCAGACAGAGCAGAGCAAUGCCGAUGGAGAGACGCCAGUCAUCCAGCUACUGCACCAGCGACAAGAACAAGAAGCGGCCCACCCCGGUCUGUUGAGUCCAGACUACGUACCAGAGACCGGUGUCGCUGGGAAGCGCCCCUUCCUCAAGGGCCUGGCCUUGCCUUUUAGUCUGAACAAGGAUGCCGACACUGCUAGCAUGGUCACUCUUCAGUCUCACGCCAGCCCCAGCAAGGAGGCAAACAAGCAGCUUGUCUUGCCGUAUGGCUCUGGCUCUGCCGAUGGAGACACGGCGACGCAGCAGUCUGCUCUGGGCAAGUCGCCAGCCCUGUUCGUACCAAAUGGCGCUGCGGCAUAG
Molecule: messenger RNA, 2472 nt
Organism: Akanthomyces muscarius
Lineage: Eukaryota; Fungi; Ascomycota; Sordariomycetes; Hypocreales; Cordycipitaceae
Exons: 3
Coding region: 1-2472 (823 amino acids)
Molecular function (GO): hydrolase activity
Source: RefSeq, a predicted model, not a curated record